AUGGAAAAGGAGAAGUGGAAAAGUUUAGACUACAUUCUGAAACUCAAUUGUAAAGUGAGUUUGCAGGGUUACCUAAGAGCAAUAUCUAAAGUAGCAAAACAGGCUAGAAGCUGUUAUCCAGAGGACAUAGGCGUGGACAGAAAAUUAUUUCUGCAGAUGCUGUUACUUGAUUCGUGCUUCAUCUUAGUAAAAGUCGAUGGAACUGUUUUGGCUGCUAGGUCAAUCGAGACUCAAUCUGCUGAAGCUACUAAUCAAGGAGCAGGUAACAGUAUUAUAGAAGAAAUUGGUGUAAAUUCUGAUCAAAUUGCCGAGAGCCAAAGGAGUAAACAUGAACGUGCAUCUGAGAAUUCAGUGCACGAAAUUGAGUUAAGCAACUGUCAAAUGGAGACCGGGUAUGAUCGAAGAUACUGUGCUCAAAGUGUCCAUCAUCACCAAUAUGACUGCAACAUGGUUGCAGACUGGUAUGCCAACUAUGCCUGGCAUGACUUAUUUUUGCUAGAAAACCAAAUACCUUUCUUCAUAAUAGAGACAGUUUACGAGCAAGUUAAAGAUUGUUUCCGAACGGGACAGUUGCCAUCCUGGUGGUGCACAGCAUCACAGUAUCAUGAAGCUGGAAUCAAGUUGGAGAAAAGAGUUUACGAUGAAAACAAUAAGCACUCUCUCUUGGACAUGAAAUUCAGCAGCAGAACCAUAGAAAUUCCCUUUCUGGCAAUAGAUGAGAAUACUGAAUCCCUUUUCAAGAACGUAAUUGCAUUUGAGCAAACUGACCCUGGGUUAGGUAACGACUUCACUGCUUAUAUAUCCGUUAUGUCUCAGCAUAUCAACACAUCUGAUGAUGCAACACCACUCGUGGGGAAAGGGAUCAUUCUUCAUGUGUUGGAUAAUGAUGCCGAGGUAUCACAGCUAUUUACUAGGCUCAGUAAACAGAUAGUUUUCUAUGCUGACAAGCAGUACUAUCUAAAAUCUUUGGGUCAUGAAUUGGAAACUCACUACCAGAGUCGGCUAAACAGAUGGAUGGCAUGGCUUUGGCUUAACCAUUGCAGUAAUCCAUGGUUGGUACUAGCUGUGCUAGCAGCUGCAGUCAUGCUUCUGUGCACUGUCGUUCAAACAAUAUAUACUGUUUUAGCAUAUGUUGAACCGGCAGAAUAA
Miscanthus lutarioriparius is the source of this 1149-nucleotide messenger RNA. The record is from the annotation of a GenBank genome assembly. NCBI's taxonomy places the organism in Eukaryota, Viridiplantae, Streptophyta, Magnoliopsida, Poales, Poaceae.